This is a messenger RNA of Phaethon lepturus (White-tailed tropicbird), 555 nucleotides long. Its product is annotated as acyl-CoA synthetase short-chain family member 3, mitochondrial-like. The record is from RefSeq and is a predicted model, not a curated record. The annotation marks the transcript as partial. NCBI's taxonomy places the organism in Eukaryota, Metazoa, Chordata, Aves, Phaethontiformes, Phaethontidae. The transcript is spliced from 5 exons.
AUGCAUAAGGUCUCCAAGUUAGCUGAUGUCAUGGUCAGACAUGGUGUGAAGAAAGGAGAUCGUGUGGUCAUCUACAUGCCCAUGAUUCCACAAACAGUGUACUGUAUGCUGGCGUGUGCAAGAAUAGGAGCCAUCCAUAGCCUGAUUUUUGGCGGAUUUGCAUCUAAAGAGCUUUCUGUUCGCAUUGAUCAUGCAAAGCCCAAACUUAUUGUAACAGCAAGUUUUGGAGUAGAACCAAAAAGGAAAGUGGAAUACAUAACCCUCCUAGAAGGAGCACUGGAAAGGGUACAGAGCAAACCUGAGAAAGUUCUCAUUUACAUGCGACCUAAUUUGGGCCAUGUUCCUCUUGCCCCAGGUCGUGAUCUUGACUGGGAAGAAGAGCUUGCAAAAGCACAGUGUUAUAAAUGUGUCUCUGUUCCCUCAGAUCAUCCACUUUAUAUUCUCUAUACAUCUGGAACAACAGGCUUACCCAAGGGUGUUGUAAGACCAACAGGUGGCUAUGCAGUUAUGCUGAACUGGACAAUGUCAGCUGUAUAUGGACUCAAACCUGGUGAG